GGUGAAGGACAUUGGCAAUCUCGCCGAGACUCCCUCUCCAUUCUAGCCAUGGCUCGCGCCGUUUUCCUGCUGCUGCCAGUGCUCUGCACCUUGCUCCACUUCGGUGCUGCAGCUAGUGUUGCCGAUGCCGUGUGUGACUACUCUCAGUUUGGUUCCCUUAAUGCAAUGAUGAUGUAUCCCAACUUCGAGUGUUAUCCUGAGCAAUUUGACGUCACAGAAGUAGAGAAGAAGGCUAUCCUUGUCACCCACAACAAAAUGAGGAUGAAGAUAGCAAUGGGGUUCGAGGAGCGCGGCAGCCCAGGUCCCCAGCCUUCCGCUGCCAACAUGAAGGAACUGACGUGGGACAAUGAAUUAGCAGAACUGGCCCAGGCCUGGGCAAACCAGUGUUCCUUCUCCCACGAUGAUUACAAAUCGAGACAAACCUGCGCGCACUCUGCCAUUGGCCAAAACCUUCUCAUUAAAGACGUCACAGGCAAAAAAAUAUCAGACGCAAUAGAUUGGCCUCUCGUUGUCCAUGAAUGGUAUAACGAGGUGGUGUUCCAUCCCAAAUCUUGGGUGCAACAGUUCACAUCCUUGCACAACGGAAAAGACGCCAUCGGUCACUACACGCAGUUGGUGUGGGCUGACACUAAUAAGAUAGGAUGCGGCGCCGUACGGUUUGACAACCAGGCCCUCUUUGUGUGCAACUACGCGGCCGAGGGCAACCUGAAGGAACAGCCGGUGUAUCAGGAGGGAAAACCAGCCUCUGCUUGCACUGCCGGACCUUCCAGCUUCUACCCAGGACUUUGCAAAUAGUGUGAAAAAAUCACGGCUGUCUUCCCUCCCUCAUUCUUCACGAUGUGUCAAAGAAGUCGAUCGUAUAGCGCUUACCUGUUUUCCUGUAUAAUAACCUUAGAAUUUUGAGUAAAUACGAGUAACGAUUAUGUUCACUCUUGCCUUUUUUUUUUCUUUUAUUAGUAUUAUUCAAAAAAAUGACAUAUUGCAUUUAGAUUAUUAAGAUGAUGUGUAUAAUAUCAUAGAGACAGGUGACUUAACACCAUGAUCCACUGCCAGCACAUGCCGGCGAACCAAUGCGACAAGAAUUUCAGAAACAUUGGCGAGUGGCACACACUUCCUCAAUUGGUCGUGAAA
Messenger RNA from Scylla paramamosain (green mud crab), 1131 nucleotides. Its product is annotated as venom allergen 3-like. NCBI's taxonomy places the organism in Eukaryota, Metazoa, Arthropoda, Malacostraca, Decapoda, Portunidae. Gene Ontology annotation, cellular component: extracellular region. The coding region runs from base 49 to 795 and encodes 248 amino acids. The record is from RefSeq and is a predicted model, not a curated record. The transcript is spliced from 6 exons.